Messenger RNA from Phycomyces blakesleeanus NRRL 1555(-), 5559 nucleotides. RefSeq lists its product as hypothetical. Gene Ontology annotation, biological process: nuclear pore organization. Gene Ontology annotation, molecular function: structural constituent of nuclear pore. The record is from RefSeq and is a predicted model, not a curated record. The transcript has 7 exons. The coding region runs from base 39 to 5378 and encodes 1779 amino acids. NCBI's taxonomy places the organism in Eukaryota, Fungi, Mucoromycota, Mucoromycetes, Mucorales, Phycomycetaceae. Gene Ontology annotation, cellular component: nuclear pore inner ring; nuclear pore.
AAUCGCGCUUCUAUUCAAUAAAAGACUAUAUAAUUUAAAUGUACGGUAUUCCAACUUGGACAGAAGAAGCCCGUACCCUUCACGAUGACAUCUGUCGAGCCAGAACCUCCGAGUCGUCUGUUUUGGCUUCUGAUCUCAGAGCCAAGCUUCAAUUAAGCAAGCCUAAACUAUUACGACUUCUAGACGAUGAUUCCAGAAAUACAGCACACAGAACCAAUCUCAAUCAAGGCAAGGCAUAUAUCAAUGGAACUCUUCAGAAGAUCGCACCAGAAUUCGCACAGAAAGCCAUAUUUCUUUCCGACCAACUAGAUAUUAAUGAGUACACAGCAGCCACUCUUUUAAAACGAGGGUUGGAAGAGGUAUCAUACACAGAGGAUAAUGCUAUCGACAUUUCAAUCGUUCUUUACCACCAAGAGCAUGAAUAUCUCCUAGAAUGCUUCGAAGUUAUUCUUACAACGGCCAAAGAUGCAAGUGUAAACAACGACAUACGAUUGGUUUGCUACGAUUUCAUGAACGAUAUCAUGCAAACUCGUUUACCUCAGGAACAACUGUCAACAGUAACAGGUGGACCAGGUGGACCAAGUGGAUCAUUUAUAGCGAAACUGAUUGCGACUGUUAAAAGAUACCAAGAAUAUAUCAGCUCAAUCAUGGAUACCGGCGCAUUAUCAAAUGCCCAGCCAACUCCUGCUAUUGGAUUGGCAAAUGGGGUUGGACAGGGAAAGCUGGGAGAAGAGAUUACAGAAUACAGAAUGCACCACUUAGUGGAGGAGCGUACAGGUCUGAUAAGGAUAUUUUAUCACCUUGGCUCUCUUUUUUGGCCAGAACCAGAAGACGUACUGUCUUUCUUGGGAAUGUUGGAAAACGCAAACCUCAAAGAUUACGCUACACCUUAUAUGAUUAUCUGCAUGAUCGCUAUUCUUUCACCAGAGAAUCAUGUUAAUAUGGACGACGAUUACCAGCGCAAGGAUUUAUCCAAAAAUGAAGAAUUCUUAAAGAAGUUUCACGAGCGAAUAAUGAAUCAAUCAUGGACAGUACUUCCUAUAAAAGCGACAAUAUUUAUUCAAUGGGUCAUAUUACUGGAGCAUGCCUCGUUAUCAAAACCGGGUCUCAAAGAAAGAGUAACGGGUACUGGAGAUUUUACUGAACUUGUAAAAGAUGCGAUAUCAGCAAAGGCGUUUGUAUUUAUGAACAACUAUCUACUGCAGUUUCAACAAGAAUACGGAAAAAAUAACGUUUACCGGGGAGUAUUGAAAGAUCAGAUAGAUGACGAUGGAAAUAUGGUGACAGAUAGAGCUGUCAACCUUGGAGACUUUACACUAUUCAAUGCAUUUAUUCGCGAAGAUUUUCAUAUAUAUGUUUUACAUGAGCUGGACAUUUUGGCAAGCACGUUUAUCAGAAAUAUGAAAAGCGUUUUACAAACCCUCAAAUAUCGCGAAGAAGAUUCAAACCCGGCUACUUUACCCACACAACAGUCAUCUAUCAUAUAUACAGAUUUAAACAACAAAGAUGAAAGAUGUCAUGAUUUAGAAGAUUUCUUUUCUUUCCUUGCCAGCGUCUAUCGUUAUCGUAUUGAUGCAGGAUUUCAGUUCUGGACAAAUGAUGAAGGUGGUCUAUACAUCUUCACACAAUGGGCAGCAAGCAUCAGAGUGCAAAGUACAGUAAAAGCGGUAUAUGAUUUCUUGGGGUCGAUUUCGACAGGAGAACGUUGUGCACGCUCUUGUUUCGCCUAUCUCAGAAGAUAUACAACCACAUAUGAGUCGGGUGUAAAUAAUUUCUUCUCAUGGGCGAGCCUCGUUCAGACUCUUCAAUACUAUGCACCUUUGCUGCACACUAGUACCGAAGACCGUAUCAACCGUCUUCCUCCAAAUGAAGAGAACCUCUUGAAGACAUUUCUCUACCUUUUAAAGCAAGUGGUUCUGUAUUACGUGGAUGCGAGAAAAUUCUUAUGGGAAGAUAAAAUCUUAAAUGUCCAGAAUAGCUUGAUUGAUAUGAUUAAUUCCCCAACUUCAACACAACUUCGCGCUGCUCUUUACGGUGCCCUCGCAGCAUUUUGCUCUUCUGGUGGUGGAGACAUUAAUGGAGUUGGAAGAUCCCAUGCUCUGGAGAUGUGGGAUGUUUUAGAAGGUGGACAAUUCCUUGUUUAUCACCCACCAAAGGAAGGAUUGACCCGUGCUCAAGCUAUGGCUUCAAAACAAGUUGGAUUCAUGAAAGACCUUUCGCUCGAACAAUCUACUGGCACUUACCCCGAGACUUUGGCAAUUAUUGAACUCUUGACAUCACUUAUCCAUCCUCAAAAUGAACGAAAUGAACUGAUUGCAGGGUAUAAAACAACGGGCUUUUCUAUUCCUUCCAAACUUGGCUAUAAUCGAAAGAACCCGGGUGCUGAACCGUAUAUAUCUCUUAUUAUUGAAAACGUGUUUCUCCAGCUGGAUUCUUUCAAAUAUAUGCAUUCAGAAUGCAAAUGGCAACUUACUGAAGCAUGUCUUAAACUCUUGGAGAAUUGCAUCAUGUCCUUUGAUUUGAGACCCUUAGUAUAUUGGUGGAGGGGCGACAUAAAUUACCAGCAGAAAACUGGCGCGGAAGAAAUCCUCAGCUCCCUCUUACGUUAUAUUACCCACCCCGGAUUUGAGGUCUUCGUUCGCCUAUUCUCAGACUCUCGAUUAACUAAAAAGCUUUUUAGUAUCUUAGAACACGAGACAGAAGGCUCAAUUAGCUGGAGAAGCAUGCCUACGUUUUCGAGAGAAUGCGUUGCGAGAUGUCUAUCGAUCAUCGAUAAAGCCCUUGAAGUUCAAGACGCCUUUUGCAACCUGCUGGUGCCCACAAUCCUACGUUCCCUGACAAAAACAUCCUCCCCUGAUAUUGUCUUGGGGGAUUUUAACUUCAAGCCUAUCCCGUCUAUUACUAUGUUUAGCCAUUUAAUGCUCCAUCACCAAAAGGUUCUUAUCAAUAUCAGCCAGCUUGUUAACAGCAAAGACUAUGAAGAGAUCUGUUCGCUAAGCGCCAAAAUCUUGCAAACACUUUCUGCCGAUCCCUCCUUAAACGAUAUGACAGUCAAGAGCGAACAGGGAAAUUAUGUGCAUUUGGACACUGGUGGCCUUGGAAAACAGCUUACCAUGGUCUUACAAGCAAGUAGUGAAGCGGACGCAAUUAUCUAUGGAUUCAGUGAAAGACUCAGAUUAGACUACUCAGAAUCUAUCACUUUUAAUGAUUAUAUGUAUGAUCUCAACAAUAUUCCGUUCUGGCGUGCCGAGACAGUAGCCGACAAUAUUCACCAGCUCAACGAAACUUCUCCACGACGUAUUCAAAGUUCGAUCCGUCUAGAAAUUCUUGACUUGCUCCUAAAUAAUUCUGUAAAAUCCAAAUCUUCUCCUAAUCUCACAGAAUUCCUUUUAGGUUUUGAAACUAAAAAUGGGAAGGGAUUAGUUAGUAUAAAAGAUCCUCUCAGUAGUAAUGCUAUUCCCACCAGCUUUCACUCCAUUCUCGACCUAUUACGAUCAGGCGUGAGUGCUAAAGGUCUGCCACUCAUUGCAACUCAUCCACUAUUGGCUGAAAAGUGCUACCAAUUGAUCUACCAACUCUGCUCCAAAAAGUCGACCUCAGAACCGGUUAUGCGAUAUCUCAGAACCAGAGAAAACUAUUUUUACGAGCAAUUCAAAGCAAUGCCAUCCGGUCUAACAAGCUACCAAAGUACACCUGUUCAUAUGUUACCAGGAACCCUUAUUUACCCUGACGGAACAAAAAAUAGUAUCGACUUCUUCUCUCUUCGAUCACAGCUCCUUCGACGUGCCUGGCUCCUUCACUCAGUUGCACUUGAAUUACAUGCCGCAGCUGUUUCUGGAAGAACAUCUGAUGCAAGUCGACUAAUUGAACUUCUGUAUGGCGAUGGCGAACUUCCUGAAAAGAAUGCAUCUCCUCAAGCAACACGCGUGCUCCAGCAACCGCUUGUUAAGAUUCUGGAGAUUGUCAGCUCGCUCAACUUCAUCUGGGAUGACCACACCAAGGACUCUCCGAAAGAUUUCUGUUUGGACUUUUUUACAGGUUUUGAUGACACACGGUUUGAGGUUACAAAUGAACAUGGAUGCGUUGUCUAUGACAUCUGGUCUGCCUACAAAUUUCUCAGGGGUAUUCAACACAUGGAGGACCCUUCAGAUACCAACAAAUGGAAUAAAAUUGAGCUCGAAAUCCGGCGAAUUAUCCAUGUAAUGGUUAUCCAAAACCACAAACGUGAAAUUGCACAUGGAAAGUUAUGCUGUCUUGAGGCCUGGAAACAGGUUGUCGAAAUAUCUGUAUUGGAAUGUCACGAACUGUUCAGAUCCAAUAGACGCUUCAAGGUUAUAUAUGGCCUGUUGCAGAUGCUCCUUCCAGAGUUACCUCGUUUGGCAGACAAAAAUGAUGCGAUGCUUCAAGGUAUGAGUCAGGUUAUCCUGACUCUGAUGGAUCAAAUCAAUACCACACCUCGCCGAGAAAAGAUUGUGAUGAUUAAACCCGGAACAAAUGCUGUCUAUAGUCUCCCAAAUUUUUCGGAUAUGGAUUUAUCAGAAAUCUUUAUUGGGAUUGUCAAUUGUAUACAGGAUAGCCACGGCUCUGUUAUGGUCCGUGGAAACAUGUAUAUCACCCUCAGCAAAUAUCUUGCCUUAAUCACACCGCCAACACAGCAAAAGGAUACUUUACCGCUACCAUUAACUAAAUUGCAGCACUUCAUCUCCGAUUCUGUCCAAAAUAGUCACCCAUCAUUUCUAGAAACUAUCUACUACGACACCAUAUACAGCGAUGAUGUCUGGAAGCCUACUGCUCUGGCGGCGAUGUCUGUCCUAUAUGAACUGACCGAAAGAGCGGGAACGUACACUGUACUGAAUUUCUUAGAAAGAAAGAAUUUUAUAUGCCAUAGGUUGGACGCGAUAUUUGAAGGACAGACUGGAGAAGGUCAAUUCAAGCCACAGGAUAUCUCUCCUACGAGUAUUGCUUUAUAUAAUGAAAAGAUGAACCUCCUGUUGCGUAUUGCGUCAAAAAAGCGAGGAACUGAAGUACUAUGUGCCCAUAACGUAUUUGAUGAACUCUGCAGAUUCAACUUGAACAAAUUGCCGCGUGAAGGCAAAAAAGAAACAGAAUUGUUUGACAUUAUUGUUACUCCUGUACUUCGGCUGGUGCUCAUAUUGAUAUUGAAUAAAGGGCAGUAUUGCGAAGAGACGAGAAGACAGGCUAAACGAUGGGAAAUUUCGCAUGAAGAUGUAUUACAGUACAUAACUGCUAUAAAACGCCCACGUACAUCUACAUCCGAAAUACAACUAAAUUUAACAAAAGAUAUUUUGCAUCUUUUACAACCAAAACCUGAGUCCUUCAGUACUAUAGAGCCUAAACAGCCUCAUGCUCAUUGGUAAACACAAUAAUGGGCUAUAAUAUCCUAAUAAUAUGAAUAAAUUAUUGCUGUAAAAUCUCAUUGUGCUUAUAAUUGUACUUAAUACAAAUGAUCCUUGGUGUGGAAAGGUCGAAAAGAUUAACCAAAGAUAAAACAAAGGCCUUAAUGGGCUUAUCCAAUAAAGUUAAUUUAUAUCUAUCCGC